Molecule: messenger RNA, 1143 nt
Organism: Didymella exigua CBS 183.55
Lineage: Eukaryota; Fungi; Ascomycota; Dothideomycetes; Pleosporales; Didymellaceae
Product: cell differentiation protein rcd1
Exons: 4
Coding region: 1-1143 (380 amino acids)
Biological process (GO): mRNA catabolic process; negative regulation of translation
Cellular component (GO): CCR4-NOT complex; CCR4-NOT core complex; P-body
Source: RefSeq, a predicted model, not a curated record
AUGCAACACCUCUUCACGCAGCAGCAGCAGCACUACCCGGGCGAGUGGUCGCAGGGCCAUCACCAGCACCCCAACCACCAUGUAGCUCAGCACGGUCAACUCCAGGCGCAGGCGCAGGCUGCCCAGGCGCAAGCUCAAGCACAGGCUGCCGCUGCCGCGGCUGCCGCCGCGCAGGCCCAACAGCAACACUACCAACGGAUCGCGGGCAACAAUGGGACAGCUGUCUCUGGCAAUGGCAUCGUGCCUCGGGGUCCCGCGAACGAUCUCCAGGCCAACACUGAGAUUGGCAUGACGGAGGAGAACAGGCGUGUGCUCGACUGGAUUGCGCAGCUCAUGAAGCCAGCAACACGCGAGUCCGCCCUGCUCGAGCUGAGCAAGAAGCGUGAGCAAGUACCAGAGCUUGCUCUGAUUCUCUGGCAUUCAUUCGGUGUUAUGGCCUCCCUUCUCCAAGAGAUCAUCUCCGUCUACCCCCUGCUCAACCCGUCGCAGUUGACGGCCGCUGCUAGUAACCGCGUCUGUAAUGCGCUCGCGCUCCUCCAAUGCGUGGCGUCCCAUACCGAGACUCGUGGCCUCUUUCUGAGUGCGCAUAUCCCACUCUUUCUCUACCCAUUCCUGAACACCACUUCGAAGUCGCGCCCGUUCGAGUACCUCCGUCUGACUUCCCUCGGUGUGAUCGGCGCCCUUGUCAAGAACGACUCUUCUGAGGUCAUCAACUUCCUCCUCACAACAGAGAUCAUUCCUCUCUGCCUUCGUAUUAUGGAGACAGGGUCAGAGCUCAGCAAGACGGUUGCUAUCUUCAUCGUUCAGAAGAUCUUGCUUGAUGACAUCGGCCUUGCGUACAUCUGCCAGACCUACGAGCGCUUCUACGCAGUUGGAACUGUGCUUAGCAACAUGGUCAACCAGCUUGUCGAGCAGCAGACAGUCCGUCUUCUCAAGCACGUCGUUCGAUGCUUCCUUCGCCUGAGCGAUAAUGCUCGCGCUCGCGAGGCUCUGCGUCAGUGCCUUCCCGAGCCCCUCAGGGAUGCGACUUUCUCUUCUGUACUUCGAGAUGAUGCAGCCACCAAGCGUUGUCUUGCACAGCUGUUGAUCAACCUUUCCGACAACGUCGUUGAUGCGGCCAACAACCAGCAGCUGAUGCACUGA